AUGUGGGGAUCAAAUUUCAAUAAAUUCAAAAAUUAUUUAAACGAAGGAGAAUGCGAAACACACGAUGAUUGCAUGCAAAUAUUAGAAGGAUCUGAAUGCAAAAACAACACGUGUUCGUGUCCGACAUAUUGGAUUUUAAGCAACGAUAAAACAAAGUGUUUAAAAUUACCCACGGGAUACGGUUCUGAGUGCGAAGAAAGCAUACAAUGUUCAGAAACGUUGUUGAGCGGAGGAAUUUGCAUCGAUAACGUUUGUAAAUGUAAAAAAGGUUAUCACUAUUUGAAAGGAUCAUGUUGGAAAAGUAGAAAACUUCACGAAACUUGUCUGACGACGGAACAGUGUUACUCAAAUUCGGAUUAUAGAGGACAAGAAUGUAAAAACAAAUAUUGCCUUUGUCAAAAUGGCUACUACGAAAGGUUUAAUUCGACGUGUCGUAAAAUUAGAAACAUCGACGAUUCUUGUAACAUCGAUUCCGAUUGUUUUGACGAGGGUACCGUUUGUGAAAAAAUGAUUUGUAAAAAUAACGACACGAUUAAAUUUUCCAAUAAAUUUUUUUACGAAAACGUUAUCGAUAUUGUACGAUUUGACGACACCGAAAAAAAUUUAACGUGCCCUAAGGGUCACUUCGAAAUGAAUGGUAAAUGCGUCGUGGAAUUAGGAAUGAAAUGCACCGGUGAUGAUGAUUGUAAACACAUUUCAAAAUCCGUUUGUUUAAACGAUGUUUGUUAUUGUGACCCGGUUUUGGCAAUUGCCAGUGAGAAUAAUCGAAAAUGCAUGCAAGUUGCACGAGGAAAGAUGGUAAACAUUACAAAAUCCGUUUGUAAAAUUGAUCGUCAAUGUGCCGUUUACGGUGAAAAUAGUAUUUGCAUUAAUAGAAAUUGUCAUUGUAAAAAUGAAACUUAUUGGGAUUCGGAAAAUCAAUACUGUUGGAAAAUUAAAGGGAUUGGAGAAACAUGUUUGUCGGACAGAGAUUGUCACACGACGAGCACACAUGCGGAAUGUAAAGAAAAUGAUGCGACGAAACAAAAACUUUGCACUUGUCAAGAUGGCUAUUACGUAAAAAAUCAACAAUGCGUACCGGAAGCUGUAAAUGUGGGAGAUUUUUGUGAAGCCGACGAAUAUUGUUUAAUUGACAACAGUCAUUGUAACAAAACGACAAAUUCGUGCGUUUGCAACGAAUUUUACUAUCCAGAAAAUAAAAAAUGCAUGGCGGGUGUCGGUAGUCCGUGUGAUGACGAAAAACAAUGCGUCAAAAUAGAAAACACGAAAUGUUUACCGGAGAAAAAUUCAACUCGAAAAUAUUGUUUGUGUAAGGAAAAUCACAUCAACUCAAACGAUUAUAAAAAUUGUUUACCAGUUUCCGGUUUUGGAGAAAAUUGUUCAGCAUCGUUUCAAUGCAUACCAAAACUGGGAUCCUUAUCUGAAUGUUUUAAUGGUAGUUGUAGAUGUAACGAAACGGCUCAUUUAUACAAAGAUCGUUGUUUUAAAAGUCGAGUCAUAGGAGAAUCUUGUAAAAUGAAACAAGAAUGUAAUUUGGGAAAUGAUACGGAUAUUCAAAUUUGUUUAAAUGGAUUUUGUUCGUGUCACUGGGACUACGAACUCGAUGAAAACAAAGACUGCAUUAAACGAAAUUCGGGUUCGAGGAUACAAAAUAUCCUGGAGUGGACUUCUUUGACUCUGAUAUCGAUUAUCAUAGUUUUACGAGGGUGA
This is a messenger RNA of Pediculus humanus corporis (human body louse), 1710 nucleotides long. RefSeq lists its product as uncharacterized. The transcript is spliced from 7 exons. Lineage: Eukaryota; Metazoa; Arthropoda; Insecta; Psocodea; Pediculidae. Bases 1 to 1710 code for a protein of 569 amino acids. The record is from RefSeq and is a predicted model, not a curated record.